AUGGCAUCCAUGGCUGCUAUAGGUUCUCUGAAUGUGCCAUUUUCUGCUUCUUCCUCCUCCUCCUCUUCCAAUGGAGGAAGGAAAAGUGUCCUACGCGGCCUCUCAUUCUCUGCAUCGCAACUCUGUGGAGACAAGAUUUCCACAGAUUCAGUUUCAGUUGCACCCAAAAGAGUUCGUAAUCCAGUGAUUGUUUCUCCUAAGGCGGUUUCUGAUUCCCAAAACUCCCAGACGUGUCUUGAUCCCGAUGCUAGCAGAAGUGUGCUUGGCAUUAUACUUGGAGGUGGAGCUGGGACUCGUCUUUAUCCACUGACCAAGAAGAGGGCAAAGCCUGCUGUUCCUCUUGGAGCUAACUAUAGGCUGAUUGAUAUCCCUGUUAGCAACUGCUUAAAUAGCAAUGUGUCCAAGAUCUAUGUUCUCACUCAAUUCAAUUCUGCAUCCCUGAAUCGGCACCUUUCCCGUGCUUAUGCAAGCAACAUGGGAGGCUACAAAAAUGAGGGUUUUGUCGAGGUUCUUGCGGCUCAGCAGAGUCCUGAGAAUCCUAAUUGGUUCCAGGGUACUGCAGAUGCUGUGAGACAGUAUUUGUGGCUUUUUGAAGAGCACAAUGUUUUGGAGUUCUUGGUUCUGGCCGGUGAUCAUUUGUAUCGAAUGGAUUACGAGAAAUUUAUCCAAGCACAUAGAGAGAGUGAUGCUGAUAUCACUGUGGCUGCAUUGCCAAUGGAUGAAAAGCGUGCCACUGCAUUUGGUCUGAUGAAGAUCAAUGAAGAGGGGCGAAUAAUUGAAUUUUCGGAAAAGCCCAAAGGAGAACAGUUGAAAGCUAUGAAGGUUGAUACUACUAUUUUGGGUCUUGAUGACGAGAGAGCGAAGGAAAUGCCUUACAUUGCUAGCAUGGGUAUAUAUGUUGUUAGCAAAAAUGUGAUGUUAGACCUGCUCCGUGAGAAGUUUCCUGGUGCAAAUGACUUCGGAAGUGAAGUCAUUCCUGGUGCAACUUCCAUUGGAUUAAGAGUGCAAGCCUACUUGUUUGAUGGCUACUGGGAAGACAUUGGUACAAUUGAGGCUUUCUAUAAUGCAAAUCUGGGAAUCACCAAAAAGCCUAUCCCUGAUUUCAGCUUCUAUGAUCGAUCGUCUCCAAUCUACACCCAACCACGAUAUUUGCCUCCAUCUAAGAUGCUUGAUGCUGAUGUCACUGAUAGUGUUAUCGGCGAAGGAUGUGUGAUUAAGAACUGCAAAAUUCACCAUUCUGUGGUUGGGCUGCGAUCUUGCAUAUCAGAGGGUGCAAUUAUUGAAGACACAUUAUUAAUGGGGGCAGAUUAUUAUGAGACUGAAGCUGAUAAGAGGUUUUUGGCUGCUAAAGGCAGUGUUCCAAUUGGUAUUGGCCGGAACUCUCAUAUCAAAAGGGCAAUUAUCGACAAGAAUGCUCGAAUUGGGGAAAAUGUGAAGAUUAUUAACAGUGACAAUGUUCAAGAAGCUGCAAGGGAAACAGAUGGGUAUUUCAUAAAAAGUGGGAUAGUGACAGUAAUCAAGGAUGCUUUAAUUCCUAGUGGAACUGUGAUCUAA
Molecule: messenger RNA, 1554 nt
Organism: Sphenostylis stenocarpa
Lineage: Eukaryota; Viridiplantae; Streptophyta; Magnoliopsida; Fabales; Fabaceae
Source: the annotation of a GenBank genome assembly